Molecule: messenger RNA, 1122 nt
Organism: Miscanthus lutarioriparius
Lineage: Eukaryota; Viridiplantae; Streptophyta; Magnoliopsida; Poales; Poaceae
Source: the annotation of a GenBank genome assembly
AUGGGGUCGCAGCUUCUUGCAGAGUACAACGGUGCCCAUCAGGCGGUGAGGCGGCGGUGCGUGGUUACCGGUGGCCGUGGCUUCAUGGCCAGGCACCUGGUGGCUGCACUACUCCGCUCUGGCGAGUGGUUUGUGCGGGUCACUGACCUCACACCCGCCAUCGAGCUUGGCCGUGGCGACACUGAGGAGCUCCUCGGCGACGCCCUCCAGGAUGGCCGUGCCGUCUAUUCAUCAGUGGAUGUCUGCAGUCUAGGUCAACUUAUCAGAGCUUUUGAAGGGAUAGAUGUUGUUUUCCACACGGCUGCCGCAGAUCCUAGCAAAGACAACUUGGAACUUCAUUACAAGGUCAAUGUCGAGGGGACCAGAAAUGUGAUCGAUGCUUGUAAGAUCUGCAAUGUGAAAAGGCUUAUAUAUACCAGCUCUAGUGUUGUUGUAUUUGAUGGAUUUCAUGGACUUCUCAACGCCAAUGAAUCAGUGCCAUACCCAGAUAAGUUUCCUGAUGCAUAUGGGCAAACCAAGGCAGAAGCUGAGAAGUUAGUUUUGAAGGCGAACAGCCUAAAUGAUCUUGUAACUUGUUGCAUACGUCCUGGUAACAUUUUUGGUCCUGGUGAUCAUGUGAUACCAAUUCUUGAUCACUAUGGAAGAAUACAUUUUAUUAUUGGUGAAGGAAAUAACUAUGAUGAUUUCGUUUAUGUUGAAAAUGUGGUUCAUAGUCACCUCUGCGCCGAGAAAACUCUUUCUACAAAAGAGGGUGCUAAGAUCAGUGGAGGCAAAGCAUAUUUUAUAACUAACAUGGAACCGGUAAAUCUAUGGUGCUUUGCAUAUAUGGCUCGUACUGAACUUGGAUACAAAAGACCGUUGGAGAUAAGAAUACCUACACUGGUUAUCAUGCCAAUAAUUUAUGUCCUAGAGUUGACAUACAAGUUAUUACUUCACCACUAUGGAAUGCGUCAACCUCAACUGCUAACAAUGGCAAGGGUUAAGUAUUUGACACUCAAUAGAACAUUUAGCAGCGACAAGGCUGUUGAAGAACUUGGCUACAAACCCAUUGUUUCACUCAGGGAUGGCCUGAGGAUAGCGGUUGAAUCAUACAUUCACUUCAAAGACAAUGUUUUAUUUUAA